Folsomia candida is the source of this 1471-nucleotide messenger RNA. Its product is annotated as nucleosome assembly protein 1-like 1-B. Lineage: Eukaryota; Metazoa; Arthropoda; Collembola; Entomobryomorpha; Isotomidae. The transcript is spliced from 9 exons. Gene Ontology annotation, cellular component: chromatin; nucleus. Bases 200 to 1297 code for a protein of 365 amino acids. The record is from RefSeq and is a predicted model, not a curated record. Gene Ontology annotation, biological process: nucleosome assembly. Gene Ontology annotation, molecular function: histone binding; chromatin binding.
GUUUCAGUUUCAUUCUUUCAUUCGGUCGGUGCGAAUCCAGAAGCAAGCAAGCAGUGAGCAGCGACGACGACGAAGGCCACAGGCAGACAACGUGCUCUUAUAUUUUCGGACCUCGAUUAUCUUUACUCUGACCGUGACCUGUUCCUCUCCCCCCUCGGAUUCUGUCUCCAGUCCGCACUAAUCAAUAUUUGCUUUUGAAAUGGCGGAUCCAGAAAAAGCUGAGCUUUCCAAUCUCCCUGCCGGUGAGGUUGAUGACGAGAUGGUCGAAGGUGAAGACGUGGCUGGCGAAGAUGAGGAUGUUGGCUUGGUCAUGGAGGACCUUCCACCAGAAGUUCAUCGACGAAUUAAUGCUCUUAAGAAGAACCAACUCGGAAUCACUAAAAUCGAAGCUCAAUUUUACAAGGAGAUGCACGAGCUGGAGUGUAAAUAUCUACCAAUGUAUAAACCAUUCUUUGAUAAGAGAACUUUGAUUAUAUCGGGACAACAUGAACCAACUGAUGAAGAGUGUGACCUCACGGAGAUUGGAAUUCAAAAUCUGGAUGACUCUUUGAAUAAAAUGAGCGUUGAUGACGAGAAAAAAGAGGCCAUUGUUGGAGUUCCUCAAUUUUGGAUCCAAAUAUUCCGAAAUGUCGAACUUCUCUCUGAUAUGGUUAAGGAAUACGAUCUCCCAAUUCUUAAAUCUCUUAAUGAUAUUCAAGUAGAAAUGAUGCCUGAACCAAUGGGAUUUAAACUCCACUUUCACUUUUCACCCAAUGAAUAUUUCUCCAACACCAUACUUACCAAAACCUACUUCUUGAAAAGCGAUCUCGAUAUGGAGGAUCCGUUUGCGUUUGAGGGUCCCGAAAUCGUGAAGUGCAACGGAUGUACCAUUGAUUGGGCCAAAGGUAAAAAUGUGACUGUCAAAACCAUUCGUAAGAAACAGAAACAUAAGCAGAGAGGCAGCAUUCGAACUGUUAGCAAGACUGUCGAAGUACCUUCCUUCUUUAACUUUUUCACUCCACCUCAAAUUCCCGACGAUGGCGAAGGUGAGAUGGACGAAGAAACACAGGUAAAACUUACAAAUGAUUUCGAAGUGGGACAGUAUAUUCGUGAGAGCAUUGUCCCACGGGCAAUUUUGUACUAUACUGGAGAAGCGUUAGCAGAUGAAGAGGAUGAUGAAUACGAUGAAGAGGAGGAAGAGGAAGAGGAAGAAGAAGACGGUGACGAAGAUGAAGAUGGUGGGGGUGGUGCAGGUCGGCCCAAAAAAAGUCGUGGCAAGCGAGAUGCAGCAAAACCUCAAGAGUGUAAGCAGCAGUAAUUCCUAUCACACAUCCUUCUAUAAACAAUUGUAUUAAAUAUAUUAAUAAAAAAUGGUCAUCUUACAAAUUUCAUGUUAUAUUAAACAAAUGCUGAAAACAAAAUUUUUGUCAAUUCUGUAAUAUCUGAUUGUACUAAUCUGAAAUACAUGAUGCUUUGAUCAAUACAAAGUGGA